This is a messenger RNA of Hyla sarda, 3103 nucleotides long. It is a transcript of the gene PROK2, whose product is annotated as prokineticin 2. The transcript has 3 exons. The coding region runs from base 291 to 623 and encodes 110 amino acids. The record is from RefSeq and is a predicted model, not a curated record. NCBI's taxonomy places the organism in Eukaryota, Metazoa, Chordata, Amphibia, Anura, Hylidae.
GAUUGGCACCUAUUACACCGUUGUGCUGAGCUUUAUCUUGCUCUCUCUGAGUCAUGGAGGUUGGUUUGAAUGGCAAGCGGAGCUUUAUAACAGCUCAAGAAACUGGAGCAAGUGACCAAGCCACAACACACUUUCUUCAGCUCCUGAAAAGGCAUCCCCAGCAGGUCUUCUCCUCAGACCCAUCAUCUACUCAACAUUGUUUCUUCAGUUGACUUUCUUGGGUCUCCUUGAUAUCCCCCAAGGAGUUUAGCUUGGAUAAAUAUCAACCUUAUCUCCAAUCUGCUUAUAAUAUGAGAAACAUACAGUUACUACUAUUCUUUUUUGGUGCUUUCCUGCUCCUAAAGCUUGGAGAAGCUGCAGUCAUCACUGGGGCUUGUGAAAGGGAUCACCAGUGUGGAGGAGGGAUGUGCUGCGCUGUCAGCCUCUGGAUAAGAAGCUUACGGAUGUGCACUCCUCUUGGCAAUGAAGGAGAUGACUGUCAUCCAUUAAGUCAUAAAACUCCAUUUUUUGGAAAAAGGAUGCAUCAUACUUGCCCAUGUCUGCCAAACCUGACCUGCACAAAACUGGAUGACACCACCUAUAAGUGUUUGCCAUUCCUAAAGAGCAACGAUAUUUAUUUUUAGAAGGUUCCAGCAAAUGUUAAUGAUGAAGAACCGUGAUUGUGAAAGAAUGAAUUCCUGGUGCCAAAAAAUUGUUUUGCAAACUUUUUUUUCUGUUGAAAGUGAUCCCCAUGUGUGACAACUGCCAUAAAGAGAAGCUGCCCCGGCUGCUUAUGACAGCUCAUCGAAAGCCCAGAAGUUAAGUUGUAACUUGUACUGGAAAAUAGAGUGAAGCCUAAUUGGUUUCUAUGGGUAUCAUGGCAGUACUUCCCCAACUCUGCAUCCAGUGAACUCAAUGGGCAUCAUUCUUUUCAGUAGAUGCCAGUGGUUCUCUAGCACUAAUGAUGGAAGAUUCCUGUUUAGGUGACCACACUCCUACAGGCCCUAUAUGUCCUAAUAAGAACUGUUUGGGGAUAUUUAUCAAAACCUGUGCAGAGGAAAAGUGGAACAGUUGCCCAUAACAACCAAUCAGAUUACUUAUUUAAUUUUUUAAAAGGCCUGUAAAAAAUAAAAGAAGCACAGGUUUCGAAAACUCUCUUCCAUAUGUUCAUUCAGUAAGGGUAGGGUCACACGCAGCACAUUCGCAGCGUAUUUCACACUGCGGAUGCGGCCGGCGCUGGCAGUCACAGAAUGUCUGCAGAGUGAGCUCCCAGCUGUGGCUGGGUAGCUCUGUGUGUCUGUUUGUAGCGGCGGACUUCCUGCUGGAAGUCACGAAUGGACAUAAAGAGCUACCUGGCUGCAGCUGGGAGCUCUCUCUGAGGUCACUCUGUGACUGCCCGCGGCACGUGUGCAGCGUGAAAUACACUGCGGAUGCACCGUGUGUGACCCUCUACCCUUACACUGUAUUUUUCCACAGUGGAAAAAUACAUCUUGCAAUACCUAGCAGAAAUUUCAAGGAUAGCCUCAGUUUUCUGCUCCCUACUUUGAUAAUUUGCACAACAUUUUUAAUAGCUAGCAAUGGAGCCAAUCGGCACCCUUUAUCUCUGACGCACAUUACCACCCCCCAAAAAAAUGUGCCAUGUCACUUAUUCUGGUGUGUUUAAAACGCAUGCACACAAAAAAUAAAAAAAAAAGUGCUGCAAUUUGCAGUGUGAGUUGCAAUGUCUACUGCUACCGAAAACAAUGGGUGUGCAUUGCUUGAGCUUCUGGAAUGCAUUUUAGCAGGUAAUAUGCACCAAAAUGCAUACUGGAAAUUGGUUAAACCUUGGAUCUUACAUAAUUACCAGAAAUAUAGGGCUAUAUUGAGAAGCAAAAUUCCUUUGGUACUAGAGAUUUAUGGUUAAAUCUGAUAUAGAGUUAUUUAUCAAUAUGGCCUGUUACUUAACCUGCCCAUACACAUGACAAUGAUCAGACCAUCUUUGUAUUGUGGCCCAUACGUGCCUUGAUGGCAGAUGUUUGAGUAGGUGACUUCAUCAUGCCUGAUACUUUGUCAUGCUGGGACACAAGCCGCUGCCAGAUUUUUCUAGCAGCAGGUUGCUUCUCUCUUUCCAACUGCACACUGCAGAAAUGGAAUAUUCCUCUGCGGAAAUUCAAAUUCCAAACUCUGCCAAAAGAAUGAUUAUGUUCAUUCAAGUGUUAUUUAUAACAUAUCAAAAGUAAUUUUAUUAGAUUGUGGAUCUAUCUGACAAAUUGUCAGACCAAUGGAACAGUCAAGCUUUUGACUUGACCCCUAAAGUACCGAUCCAUUUGCAAUAAAAAAAAAAAAACAGAAGCAUGUCCCUUUCAUGAUCAAUUUAAGGGUGUUGUCUGGAAUUAGAAGAAAAUGGUCUGCUUUUUUCCCAGAAACAUUACCACCCUUGUCGAUGGACCGUGUCUGGUAAUGCAUGUCAACUUUAUUUACUUAAAUGGGAAUAAACUUCAGUACUAGGCAUUACCUAUGGAGUGGUGCUGUUUCCUGGAAAAAAAAGUAGACAAUCCAUUUAAAAAGCUCCUAUAUUUCCAGCUCUUGAGAACUAUGGUUUACUGAAAAGUUAUGACCCUAUGAUAGUAGACAUCUGUGUAUCCCCCCCAUCCUCACCCUUUAGAUUAUAACAGUCUUUCCCUACCAAGGUGCCUUCAGCUGUUGAAAAACUACAACCCCCAGCAUGCUGUGAGUUGUAGUUUUGCACCACUGGAGGCACCCUGGUUGGGAAACACUGGAUUAACAGAAUGAAGUUUGCAUCAGUUUCUCCAUCCAUUAUCUUUUAUUUAUUAGGUCAUCUUAUAUUUACAUCCUCUCUGGUGCCAGAAAUGUAUAAUGUUGCACAUUUCUUGACUGAGUAGAUGUAACAAUUAUGAUAUCAAUGAUUGUGACAUAGUAUUUAUAUGUAAAUAGAAUGGAUAUUUUAUUUCAUUGUAGAUCACAUAUUAUAAUUUAUGAAUACAAUAAUUAUUUUACAUUGGUAAAUAUAUGUAUAAACCUACAGAAAUCCACCAUAUUCUGCUCUGUAUUUUGUCUUUGUACCCUCUGGAUGUAUACUGCGGUGUAAUAAUUCUGUAUCAGAAUAACAACAUCGUUUCUUGAA